AUGUUGUGGAAUAAUUUCAGUGCUGAACGACUUUCGUCCGUGACGCCUUGUGCAUAUCCACUGGUAUCGGAUGCGAUACACUGCGGUAUUGACGACCCAUUACUACGACAAAGCGUGAGAGUGUGCGAUCCGGAUAAAGUGAUCAGCAUGUCUGAAGUUGAAGUGAUCAAAGAUAAACUUGAAGAUAUCUAUUCGCAUAAGACCGAUUUCUGCAUUUGCCGACACGACCAACCACGUCCUUGCUGGUAUCGUUUCGGAUUUGCGUUUCUUCGUCAUAUGCUGGCCGUUGAUUCAGGUGUUUCACAUUUGUAUAGUCGUGAAUUUUGCCCUGCCAAUGAAACACUUCUGAGGUAUACGAAAAGUCAUGAUUCUCUUCUGCAGAGCAAAGAAUCCGUGCAACAUUAUGGUGACCAUUUCGCUCGUCUCAUCAGAGAGCGGUGGCUAAUGGGUGAAUGCGAUGAGGACGUACUCUUUUUGAUCUUACUUCGGAGGCCAGAUCAGCUGAUAAGUCGAAAUCUUAUGGCGCAUUCAUUUGGCAUACCACUCAUUCCUGCACCGUAUAUUUUCGCCUCAUAUGGACCAUUGGUUGUCGAGAAAGUGGAUGCGUUGGAUCCGAAAGAAGAAGAUUUCCCUUUGAAAUAUCGCGUCGACUCGUUAACCCGAAUUGUUGAAGCAGAGAACGAGAACCUUGAGAAUGGAUAUCCUUUGAAAGCGGUGGUGGAGCGUUUGUUGGAACGUUUUGAGCAAACGCUUUCCAAAGCCGAAGAAGCGUACUCCGCGCCAAGAGUACGACAUCAUAUACCCGACUGGGCGAUUGCCGUUUUUGCCGCAUGUGCAUUCCUUUGUAUUCUUAUGGCAUUCGGAUUAUGUUUAAUGCGCACCUCAGUUCGACGUGGUUCACAACGAGGCAAGCCAGCCGAUACGGCACGACGUUGGAAGGCUGGAUUUGUUGGUGAGAAUAUGGAAGGUGUUCCUACUGGAGGUGUUAAUCUUAUGCAAAUGAUGCUGAUGCCGUCGUCGUCUCGAAACGUUACAACUGCCACUGUGAACAACUAA
This is a messenger RNA of Anisakis simplex (herring worm), 1056 nucleotides long. The record is from the annotation of a GenBank genome assembly. Lineage: Eukaryota; Metazoa; Nematoda; Chromadorea; Rhabditida; Anisakidae.